AAAGAAUAAAACAAAACAUAGCAAUAGAACCAUCCACCACAUGGAAGUAGAAGUUAGUUGAUACAUGUAACAACAACAAGAUACACUUUCCAUUUCCAUUCAAAAGUUUCACUUUCAGACAUAAACCUAGGACUUUCGAUUUCCCUUUUGUCUCACAAAAUUUCUGAGUAAACAAGGUUGUCCAAAACACCAAUUUUCAUUAAUUUUUCUUCAAAACUUCAAGAUUUGGUAGCCAUGGCUACAAUUGUAGCUAUGGUAUCUUGUUCAACUACAAAUCAACAACCUUUUUCUUCAUGGACUCGUGGUUCAAUUCCCAUUUCAAAUCUCACCUCAUCACUCUCUUUCAAAUCAAGAUUAACCUCAUUGAAUCCACAAUUUCGUGCUGCUUUGGUUGAAGCAAAACCAGCUCCUUUAUCAACACAACCUAAAGAUGAUUCCCUCAAGGCUCUUGCUCUUCCAGUUGAUCGUGCUGAUGAUAUUCAAGCUGAGACAAAAGCUUUGGCUCGUGCUGUUAAUGCUUCUGUUUAUAGUCCCCAACUUGUUGCCUCAAGAUAUGGUUCUAAACCCUUCAAGGUUUUGGGAAGGGCAUUUAAGAUUGUGUCUAAUUUAGGUUCAUUUUGGUUGAAGCUGUUAUGGGAGCAAAGAAAUGGAGUUGCUGAUAAGAAUAAAAGGAUUCGCGCUAUUGAGCUUAGGACUAUAUUUACUAAGCUUGGACCAACUUUUGUCAAAUUAGGUCAAGGGUUGUCUACUAGGCCUGAUAUUUGUCCACCUGAGUAUCUCGAGGAGCUUUCGGAACUUCAAGAUGGUUUACCAACAUUUCCUGAUGAGGAUGCCUUUGAAUGCAUUGAGAGGGAAUUAGGUUUACCUAUUGACUCUAUUUUCUCCUCAAUAUCUUCAUCGCCGAUAGCUGCUGCUAGUUUAGGCCAGGUUUAUAAAGCUCAGUUGAAGAAAUCAGGCAAAGUUGUUGCGGUCAAGGUGCAACGCCCUGGCAUUGAAGAAGCUAUAGGAUUGGACUUCUACCUCAUUAGAGGUUUAGGGUUUCUAGUAAAUAAAUAUGUGGAUCGAUUCACAACCGAUGCUGUUGCACUUAUUGAUGAGUUUGCAUUUAGAGUCUUUCAAGAGCUCAACUAUGUGCAGGAGGGACAAAAUGCAAGGAGGUUCAAAAAAUUGUAUGCCGACAAGGAAGAUAUCUUAGUUCCUGAUGUUUUCUGGGACUAUACAAGUGCGAAGGUGCUAACAAUUGAAUGGGUUGACGGAGUAAAACUUAACGAGCAAGAAGCAAUUGAGAGGCAAGGACUAAACGUCUUGGAUCUUGUAAACGCCGGUAUACAAUGUAGUCUCAGACAACUGCUUGAGUACGGAUAUUUCCAUGCAGAUCCUCAUCCUGGUAAUCUUUUGGCGACACCCGAGGGAAAACUUGCUUUUCUUGAUUUUGGAAUGAUGAGCGAGACUCCAGAAGAAGCAAGAUUUGCAAUUAUUGGUCACGUUGUUCACUUGGUUAACCGAGACUAUGAAGCUAUGGCUCAAGACUACUAUGCUCUUGAUUUCUUAUCUAGGGAUGUUGAUGUAUCUCCAAUUGUACCCGCGCUUCGAAAUUUUUUCGAUGAUGCACUUAAUUAUACUGUCAGCGAGCUUAACUUCAGGACAAUUGUGGAUGGUCUUGGAAAUGUUUUGUAUGAAUAUCCAUUUAAUGUUCCAGCAUACUAUGCAUUGAUAUUAAGGUCUCUCACUGUUUUAGAAGGCUUAGCACUAUAUGCUGAUCCAAAUUUUAAGGUGCUUGCUGCAUCGUAUCCCUACUUCGCUAAAAGGCUCUUAACGGAUCCAAAUCCAUAUCUAAGAGAUGCUCUUAUCGAGUUGCUUUUCAAGGAUGGGAAGUUCAGGUGGAAUAGGCUUGAAAACCUUCUAGUUCAAGGGAAAAAAGAUAGAGAUUUCUCUGCUAAAGAGGCUUUACAACCUGUCCUAAAGGUAUUGUUGAGUCCUGAUGGUGAAGUUUUGAGGAAUCUAGUUAUCAAAGAAGCUAUUCGUGUAACUGAAGCUUUUACUCUUGGCACAAUUUCCGAAACAUACCGGUAUGUUCCCGACUUUUUGAGGUCUCUUGUCUUCAAUGGCAUUGCAAAGGAUCCGCUUAUGAUGUCAGAAACCGAAAUGCAAAACAUGGUAGAGCUUAGAGAUCAAGUGAUUAGGAUAUGGAGAAAUCUGCAAUCCUCUAAUGAUUUUGAUCCAUCAAUUUUGCUACCAAUACUUCAGGUCCUUCAGCAACCUGAAGCUCGUAGACUUGGGGGGCGUGUUGUAGGUGGUGUUACUCAACGACUCGGAGCACGCCUUAUUAUGCAACUACUUGGAGCAUCAACAACAGCUUCUAAGUAGAUUGUGUUACAGCAAUGGCUAGAAAAGGCAUGCAUAUUUCUAUGGAAUUUGAAUUGCUUUUAUGAUACUCAAGGUUAUUGUGGUCGGGGAUGAUAGGAGUUACUUAUAAGAGGAAACAAAGUAAGCUGUAAUUCUUGAAAUAUUGUUGUAUUUUUUUUUAGUCUUGGAUGCUGCAUUUUAGACGAAAAACCUGUAUAUAUAUGAUAUCGUUUCGUCGUCAUUAUUGAUUAUGUGUCAUCACAAUAAGCAUCAAGAGAUCACAAUGUAACAAUGGCAAUUGGUCAAUAAUUUCCCUUGCACA
This is a messenger RNA of Trifolium pratense (red clover), 2668 nucleotides long. RefSeq names its product protein ACTIVITY OF BC1 COMPLEX KINASE 3, chloroplastic-like. Lineage: Eukaryota; Viridiplantae; Streptophyta; Magnoliopsida; Fabales; Fabaceae. Gene Ontology annotation, biological process: protein phosphorylation. Bases 235 to 2367 code for a protein of 710 amino acids. The record is from RefSeq and is a predicted model, not a curated record. The transcript has 8 exons. Gene Ontology annotation, molecular function: protein kinase activity; ATP binding.